This is a messenger RNA of Nezara viridula (southern green stink bug), 912 nucleotides long. The record is from the annotation of a GenBank genome assembly. NCBI's taxonomy places the organism in Eukaryota, Metazoa, Arthropoda, Insecta, Hemiptera, Pentatomidae.
AUGUCCGUGGCAACAUUGAACGAUGUUUUCAAAGAAGUCGAAAAUUUCACGCGGUUUCAACGGAUACUAGGCAUGUCUUCUUUGGUAUACUCCAAUGGCGAAUUCAAGAUAUCAAGGAUUUGGCUAAUUAUAAGCUUCGUCAGCAUCAGUGCUAAUUUAGUUAUUUCCUUAUAUACGAUUAAAUUGGUUGGUUAUAAACUCGAUUACAACAGCUGGUACUGCUAUCUGACAAUUCUUUAUUAUACUGCCGCGGUAUUUUGCAUUGUGGCCUCCUGGAUCCGAAGUAACUUCAAUGUGGACACCUUGAACAUGUCCCUGUCCAGGAUGAGAGCCGUGGACUUGCAGAUGCUCUGCCUUGGAAUUGAGAUUCCUCCUACCAAACCUAGCAAGGUGACGAUCUUUCUUUACAUCCUGAUGACUGUUGCAUUCUUUAUCAAAGCUCCAAUAAUGCCUCCAUAUAUGAACUCUAUCCAACUUCUCAUAUUUUAUGCGCCAUACGUUUUCAUCGUUUCGAUUGAGGACAAUGUAGACAGGAUCGAUUCCUUACUUCGUGUGCGUUUCGAUGCCAUCAAGAAGCAUCUACUAGAGUGCUUUGAAAUGGACAGGAAAAACGCUGUUAACGUUUUGGAAACACUGGUCCUCUGCCACGAUCAUCUUAGCAAUGCCUCAGAGGACGUUGACGAAUAUCUUUGGGUCCAAGUAACUUCGGUAUUGGCUGUGGCUUUCCUUGCAUCGUUUUGUGAUACUUAUUCUGCCUUACUUUUGUACAGAAAUGAAACGUUGCCAUAUAAGGGAUUGUUCCUGACAGAAAUAUUUAUAUGGAUAGUGGUUAUUAUAGCUAUCAUAUGGCGAGUUUGUCAUCAGUUGGCUUCCAUCAGCACUGAGGUAAAUUCUUCACUAAAUUUCUCAUGA